Messenger RNA from Myxozyma melibiosi, 3647 nucleotides. RefSeq lists its product as uncharacterized. Bases 259 to 3579 code for a protein of 1106 amino acids. NCBI's taxonomy places the organism in Eukaryota, Fungi, Ascomycota, Lipomycetes, Lipomycetales, Lipomycetaceae. Gene Ontology annotation, molecular function: ATP binding; aminoacyl-tRNA ligase activity. The record is from RefSeq and is a predicted model, not a curated record. The transcript has 7 exons. Gene Ontology annotation, biological process: tRNA aminoacylation for protein translation.
UAAUGUAUGUCGCGGAUCCUUUCUGUCUACCCUUCAAUUGUAUAGACUUUGACUAAAAUCUGUAUUUACGCUUGUUUUUAGGCUCGAUUAUCGAAAAUUAUCGAUGAUGUGAACAGUCUUUCUCCCAACUUGAGGUUCCCGCUUCGAAAACAAUUCCUCGAGUGGCGGAAUGUCGUUCUCGCGUUAAAACCGGCCAAGCCCUCACUAGAUCCAGAUGCUCGUCUGAUAUACGAGGACGUUCUUAAUCGAUACAACUCAAUGCUCAAGAACAAAGUCGUGCUGAGCCUCGGGCAACCGACCGUCAAUGCGAUUGAAAACUUUUGGAGCGUGGAUCCUCAAUCGAAUAGCAAUGAACCGUAUCCACGGAACUCUAAAGAGAUGUCGCCUGAAGCCCUUGAACAGCAGAAGAGACUCACAAGUCCGCAGCUUGACUCCAAACAGUCGAGCGCUUCAGUAAUUGCAGAUUUCCUAGAACUCACAAAACCUGUACAGCAGAAGAGUGUGGAUGGAGAGAGUGUCGCAGGUCCACCGUCUAGCUCCGAACGAUCGGGCACUUCAUUGAUUGCAGAUUUCCUUGGAGACGAGAUACCGGUGCAGCAGAAGAGUGUGGACGGAGAGAGUGUCGCAGGUCCACCGUCUAGCUCCGAACGAUCGGGCACUUCAUUGAUUGCAGAUUUCCUUGGAGACGAGAUACCGGUGCAGCAGAAGAGUGUGGACGGAGAGAGUGUCGCAGGUCCACCGUCUAGCUCCGAACGAUCGGGCACUUCAUUGAUUGCAGAUUUCCUUGGAGACGAGAUACCGGUGCAGCAGACGAGUGUGGACGGAGAGGAAUAUAAAGGUCCGUCGUCUAGAGGACCAGGUAUAGGCGGGGUCAACGACUCUAUGAAACGUGCAACCAAAUCUUACAAUGGCAAAGAGAAAAGAGAGCGGUCGAAAUCCAAAGACAAACGAGUCCUACACGAGCUGCCGUUUCAAGUUCUAACCGGCCGAAGCGGGAUUUUGAGCGGCGGAUUGGCGAAAGAAAAGCGCCGCUGGGAAACCCCAGUUUCUGAGAAGCGAAUGGCAGUUUUACUGGCAGAAUUGAAUAGAAAGGGUCUCCUUGAGUAUCGCGACGAAGACUUGUACUGGUCUUUCAGUGCCCGCAAGUUUUGGACAAAGUCAGAAUUGAUACCAUACAAGUUCAAUGGCCCGGAACAGUUAAAGAUCAAGAAUUACAACGUAACAAUUGGAACGAUGUAUGAAGUCAAACUUCUCCAGACAGCAGGAACAAAUCUGGGCACUGUGAGGGUCCAAUUUUCCCGGCUGGACGAAUUAUGGAUGGCACAUGCUGUUCUUCUCGAAAGACCCAAGUUCAGAGUUAAAGAUCCAGAAAAGCUGCUGUUUGCACAUCCUCUCAACAAAAGUAAGAAGCUUCCCAUCAUAACACGACGAGUGCCGUCUGGUGAAAAUGUCCGCUUUCUGGCCCCGGGGCACUCCUAUGAAGAUAGGCAAAUAUGCUCGAUGAUGCCUGAGUAUCAGUUUGAGCCCGCGUACGACUCAGAUGGCUACUGUAACGAGAAGUUUGUCCCCACGAUGUCCGGGGGACGCCAUCGGUUUGCUCUGGAAAAAGAGACCCUUACAAAGCUCAAACUCAAAGCAAGUCUGGAGCUCAGGACAUUUCCCUAUAAAGGAACUGUUCUUCUUUGUCCCGAGACUGGCGAUAUAGUCGAGCGUGUCAGAGUUCCAUGCUGGUCAACCGUGCCAUUAUCGAAUACCGAAUCAUUGUCGUCGCAAAUACAUCCUAAAAUUGGCAAAGGCGUCCUCACACAUGACCCUGACGGUACGUCAUCACCGAAGCGAAUCAUCGUGGGCCAUCCCAUCGAACCAGGCUUGGAUUUCAGGAAGUUCCCGCCAAAGUAUUCCGAUAUCCACACUAUCGAGGCUCUGCAAGAUAAAACCGGUUACAUUAAUGAGGAUACAAAGUCUAGCAAGUUUACUUUCUCCAGUCAGUUCAUUCGUCUAGCUCCUAUCUUGGAGCAUGGAGUAAAUCAUCAUCCUGAUCUGCGCUUGAAAUACUUGGCUUGCACCACCAGAGAUUUAGAGACGACUAUAGGUCCAGCGUUUGACUUAUCAUCUCGAAUCUCCGGAAAAUUUCCGGCUGAACAUAUUCUUCGCGUUCCAGAGCGUCCUCCGAAAAUCCCCUCAGUGCCCAAUAUGAAGGGGAAACAGUUUGUGUAUGGAGAAGAAAUGCCCAGUCUUGCCGAGCAGACCGAUGAGAUAGUGAGUGAAGAGGUGGACGCUCGGCGUUCGCUCGUGCUAUCGGAACUCGCGUGGAAGAGGCGUCCGGGGAUCACCGACGAAAGACUGCUCGAGUUGUUCAAUCUGCAUAUAGAAUCCUUUCGAACUAUGCAGCAGCACUUUUAUCACUUUAUCGGGAAGAAUCCACACGGAGAGAAAGUCUAUACGAUCGAUUUCUCGGUGCUACGUCUUCGACCACACGAACAAUUGAUCCUAUAUGAGCUUCAGUAUGUUAUCAAUCAUGUGAACGAAGACAUGAGAGAAUAUCGCCUUUCAGCAGCACACGAUCGGUUGAUGUUUUUCUUGGAGAAUCGGUUAUUCAGAGAGUAUUUCCAAAUAGUCAGCUCAGAAAUCAUAGAUAUGAUCUUGAGAGAGGACGUUGUAUAUCGCCAUUCGAAGGACAGGUACUCGUUCUGGGACUCUCCUAGAGGGUACACUCUUGCUGCUGUCUAUUGGAAAGUCGUGUAUCUGCUCGAUCGUUUGCUGCAUCCAUUCUGGCCUCUGAUAACAGAAUGCAUGAACAAUAUAGAUGAGAAGGAUCCAUAUAAACCUAUGGCUUGCUUAUUUUACCCGUGUACAAAUAUAGCAGCUCCGGACUACGAUCUGUCCAAGGGCUAUCCUAUCUUUGUCUCGCCAAAAGAAGACAUCAGAUUCAAAAAUCCUGACUUGGGAAUGCCUGUCAUCUCCGACGUGGGCUUUAUGACAAAAGAUACCACCGAAGAUUUGUCGAUCGUGUACGAGGUCUUGAAGGCUUUCCAAUACCUUCGCUACGAAAGCAGGAAAAAGAUUCUCGAGAAAAAUGCUCAGGAUCCUGAUUAUUUGGUGUCCCCCAAAGAUAAACACCUCUUGGUUACCAACCCGAUCCUCGCAAGCGAGUCUAUCGGGUCGGACAAUGUGUAUCCGGAUUACAACUAUCAAAACUUCUACAAAGACAGAGGGGGAGAUACCUCUAGAAUUGGCAUUAUUGUGCUCAAGGGAUACGACCGGGAUAGCCCGUUGGGCAGGCUUCUUGGGGUGUACAUGGAGGACAUUGCUCGUCGGGCACAGCUUGCUACGAUACAGAUACUCGGUGACGACCAAGGGCUGUCAAACGUGAUAGUUUCUUUUAAGAUUGCAGAUUCUGCGAGCGUUCAUUUGGUCUCAAAGCUCCCAAGUUCAAGCAGCCAACCGGAAGCGGAGUCAUCGACAUCAAGCGGCCAACCCGAAGCAGAGUCCUCAAGCUCAAGUAGUCAGUCUGAAGCAGACUCCUCGACAUCAAGCAGUCUACCUGAGGCAGACUCCCCUCCUCUCAAACAAUUGUAAAUAGUAUAGACAAAAUUGUACAUAAUAUCAUGGACGGGAUAGAUCGCUAAGAAAAUGUAUAAUAAAAA